This is a messenger RNA of Mya arenaria, 888 nucleotides long. RefSeq lists its product as uncharacterized. NCBI's taxonomy places the organism in Eukaryota, Metazoa, Mollusca, Bivalvia, Myida, Myidae. The record is from RefSeq and is a predicted model, not a curated record. The coding region runs from base 80 to 868 and encodes 262 amino acids. The transcript is spliced from 6 exons.
UGCUGCUCGGUCGUUUUGUUCUCGUAAUGUUCCCAUUAUUAGUAUAGAGGAAAUAUGUCUGAUCCCGAAAGAUGUGGACAUGGCAAAACUGCACUCUUGCCUCGAUCUUUCCGUGAAGUAUAAAGGAAAGACGUACACCAAUUCUAUUGGCUGUUUCACCAUUCUGGGUAUGUUGGUUCAAGAUCGCAUCGGCACUGCUUUUGUUUCAGCUGGUGAAGACGGUAUUCCCAUCAAUGAUAGUAGAACAUAUGGCUUUGAUGAUUCCCCUGAAGUCGUGGACGAUGAUAUUGACGGGAGCGCAAUUUGUCACAAGGGAAUAUGCAAGAUUUGUAAAACUUACACACAUUGUAAAGCGUGUGUAAUUGCAAAGGCCGUAAACAACGCGAUGGAAGUAAAGCUGGUUGCGGGCAGACAUGAAGUUGUAAAAGGGAAGAUAACAAACAAUACGGAUGUCUCCUUCUGUAUUCAUCACGUCAGGAAGCACACUGACAUCAAAUCUGUCUGUAUUGUUGCCAGGAACAUCAGUAUGAAAAAUCUGUCAGCCUGCGUCAACAUCACAGCUCAGGUAAAACAGAGCAUAAUCAACGAGUCAUUUGGUUGUUUCAAAAUACCAAACAAAGCUGACGCAAUACAGCCGUUAGUCUCUCUCGACUCUGAGGACAUCGAUGUGGUAGCGGAUUAUCCUGACUCUGAGGACAUCGAUGUGGUAGCGGAUUCGUUCGGCCCUGACGGCGAUGAUGCCGAGUCUGAUACUCUCGAGUUAGACGUGUUCAGUCCAUUUGGAGUAGAGGACAUUUAUCCUUCAACAAGGCCCCAGAAAGCGAUGCUGACCUUGUUGAAAAGUCUGCAAGAAAAAACGGCAAUGUAACGAGGACGAAUUGUUUUUGA